This is a messenger RNA of Baudoinia panamericana UAMH 10762, 947 nucleotides long. RefSeq lists its product as uncharacterized. Gene Ontology annotation, molecular function: protein-L-isoaspartate (D-aspartate) O-methyltransferase activity. Lineage: Eukaryota; Fungi; Ascomycota; Dothideomycetes; Mycosphaerellales; Teratosphaeriaceae. The transcript has 2 exons. Gene Ontology annotation, biological process: protein modification process. Gene Ontology annotation, cellular component: cytoplasm. Bases 105 to 776 code for a protein of 223 amino acids. The record is from RefSeq and is a predicted model, not a curated record.
UGAUAGCCAUAGCAUUCAUUACAUACUGGUGCCCCGGUCCCGAACCAAGCUUUGCCACCAUUGGGCAGAGAGCUUCCACUCUUGCCACUGGCAGAGGUGCAAGCAUGGCAUGGAGAUCAAGUGGUGCCUCCAAUGAGGCAUUGAUAGAGAAUCUAGCUCGGCAUGGUCUCAUCACCAAUGCUCGAGUCAAGCAAGCAAUGCUGGGGGUAGAUCGUGCCCACUAUGCACCUUAUGCGCCUUACCAGGAUAGCCCGCAGACCAUAGGCUAUAGCGCCACCAUCUCAGCGCCGCAUAUGCACGCGUCCGCAUGCGAGUCUUUGUUGCCGUACCUUAAUCCAGGAUCUAAAGUAUUAGAUGUUGGGUCAGGUUCCGGCUACCUUACUCAUGUGCUGGCCGAACUGGUCAAGCCUGGUGGCAAGGUUAUUGGGAUAGAGCAUAUCCAACCACUAGUCGACAUGGGCACGCAGAAUACUCGCAAGAGUGCCGAGGGUAGAGAACUGAUGGAUAAUGGGGGUAUCCGUUAUGUCAAAGCCGAUGGCAGGCUGGGGUGGCCUGAAGAUGCACCCUACGAUGCCAUCCACGUAGGAGCAGCGGCAGCUGCAUUCCAUCAGCCUUUGAUCGACCAGCUGAAAGCGCCGGGCCGAUUAUUCAUGCCUGUGGAGGAGAACUACGCUCAACACAUCUAUGUCAUCGACAAGAAAGAAGAUGGCACGGUCACAAAGACGAAAGAUAUGGGCGUGCAGUACGUUCCGCUGACAGACGCUCCGGCUGAUUGAACAAUUGUCGGUCUCGUGCAAUGUUUCUUUGCAUGAUUGCAGCGGAAUCGAGGAGCAUAACGUCACCAGAAUCUACGUACGAUGCAGUACUGAAGGCAGGCGCAACCGGCAGCACCCCCGUGUCUGUCAAUAUUACGGUUGUUCCCCAUACUGAGGACCCAGGAAUAACGG